UCGUCAAUCAGAGGGGGAAAAAUGGCAGCAAGUGCAGCUACAAUGGCGAUGCUCAAUGCGAAAUGCUUAAGCGUCAACUCAAACAAGAUGGCCAAUCCGAUGUCAAAACCAAGCCCAAAAACAGUCUCUCUCAUUUCAAUCUCAAAACCAAACCUUUCCUCUCCUUCUUCUUCGCUUACCGGGACCGCCAUUGCCGGAGCUAUCUUCUCGACGCUGAGCUCAUGUGAUCCCGCCUUCGCGGCGCAACAGAUAGCCGAGAUAGCCGUGGGAGACAACCGCGGUCUAGCCCUGUUGCUACCCAUCAUCCCUGCCGUCGCUUGGGUUCUCUUCAACAUCCUCCAACCGGCACUUAACCAGCUUAACCGAAUGAGGAGCACCAAGGGAGUGAUCGUUGGGUUAGGGCUCGGAGGGUUGGCUGCGUCGGGGUUUAUGUAUACGCCGGAAGCAUCGGCCGGUGAAAUCGCCAUAGUGGCCGAUGCUGCUUCGAGUGACAAUAGGGGUACACUCCUCUUCGUCGUGGCUCCGGCGCUGCUUUGGGUGGCGUACAAUAUUCUGCAACCAGCUUUGAACCAGCAUAACAGGAUGAGAUCUCAGUGAGAAAGUGUGGAUCUUUGUAUUGCACCAUGUUAAUGGAACUUUCUCUUUAAUUACUUU
Molecule: messenger RNA, 654 nt
Organism: Hibiscus syriacus
Lineage: Eukaryota; Viridiplantae; Streptophyta; Magnoliopsida; Malvales; Malvaceae
Product: photosystem II core complex proteins psbY, chloroplastic-like
Exons: 1
Coding region: 22-597 (191 amino acids)
Biological process (GO): photosynthesis; cell redox homeostasis
Cellular component (GO): photosystem II; membrane; chloroplast thylakoid
Molecular function (GO): manganese ion binding
Source: RefSeq, a predicted model, not a curated record